Messenger RNA from Gadus macrocephalus (Pacific cod), 2987 nucleotides. It is a transcript of the gene cacng3a, whose product is annotated as calcium channel, voltage-dependent, gamma subunit 3a. Gene Ontology annotation, cellular component: AMPA glutamate receptor complex; postsynaptic density membrane. Gene Ontology annotation, molecular function: channel regulator activity; voltage-gated calcium channel activity. The transcript has 4 exons. Lineage: Eukaryota; Metazoa; Chordata; Actinopteri; Gadiformes; Gadidae. Gene Ontology annotation, biological process: transmission of nerve impulse; postsynaptic neurotransmitter receptor diffusion trapping; neurotransmitter receptor transport, postsynaptic endosome to lysosome. Bases 1167 to 2201 code for a protein of 344 amino acids. The record is from RefSeq and is a predicted model, not a curated record.
CAAGCUGAUUUCAUACAUUUUUCAGAGUAAUCUUUAUUUUUAUUGAUUUAAUGAAUUUAUAACAAAUAGACAAAAAAAAAAAAUAUGUUGCUACUUUUAAGUAAUUUAACCAUGACAUGUUAGACUGAGUAAGCCUACUGCACCAGGAAGGAUGGAAUCACCCAGGUAACCUUGUGAGGUCAGGCCAAAGGUAAAAUAAAAAUGUGUAAAUUGGGUGGUUUCGCCAGAGUAUUUGGCCUUGCUUAGAGAGGUCGUAGCCCGCCAGAGGAGCUCAGGUUAUGGUAUCCGUGGACCUAAAAAUAGGAAGCGGAUCAAAGUCAAGUGCAAUUGAGCUUUGGAUGUGACCUUCCCGGCAGCGACGUCUUCCAAUGCAGUGUUCAAUGCUUAUUAUGCUCAUAGACACUUUAAAUCAAACCAUUUUGUAAUCUACCUGAUCUAAUCAAAGAUUGAGAAAAUAUUUGGUACCGGCUUCUCGGUCCCCCUUGCUUGUGUUGAAGCUAUAAUAUUUAUUUAUUGAGGACUCAUUUAUUGCUCAAUCUUCAAAGCCUAUUAAUUCUUGGCUGAGUUGAAAUGACCUGGGGGCCUUCUUGGCAAUGGCAAACGAUUGGAAUAUUUUUCUUGAUCAUCCAGUUAGAUAGAGAGACUCUCAUGUUGUUAUUAAUAUGGAGAAGAAGGAUCCAAUGGAGGGACAGGGGGAGCUCUCCGUGGUGCUGGUGGUUUAGAACUGUAAGGGUGGCGUCUCUCUGGGCGCUUAGCCCCGCCAUUGACAGAACACGAGCACCAACACAAACAGCCGCUCCAAAGGGCGGGUUCAGAUGAGCAGAGCAAAGGACCGAUGCGGCACUCAUCAAACCUCCACAUUUUUUCGUUUUCCUCCUGCAAAGAUACUUACGGUUUUCAGCCAAAUCCUCGGAUCCUUGACUUAUAUUAUCUGGAGACUGAAACUACAUCUGGGAUUUAGAUGUUCAACGGAAACUACUCCAUACGCAACUUCAAAUAAAGCAACCAACUCUUAACGUCGAAUAAAGUGCACGUCCGGAAAGAAUGCGCACCUUAUUAUUUCAACUCGAGCAGUGUAUUUGCUCGGUUGAUUUCAACUCGUUGCAAGUUGAACACUGGAGAGGACAACUUUUUUGAGUUCUGGGACCGGUAGGGAGAAGGUCAAGAUGCGAGUGGGCAACCGGGGCACCAUGAUGCUGAUGACCACCGCGGGGGCUUUCUGCGCCUUUAGCCUCAUGACCAUCGCCGUGGGGACGGACUACUGGCUUUAUUCCCGCGGUAUGUGUCGCUCCAAGACCGCCAACGACAACGAAACCAUCCGCAAGAACGAAGAGGUGCUGACCCAUUCCGGCCUGUGGCGCACUUGCUGCACAGAGGGAACAUUCCGUGGAGUUUGUAAAGAUAUUGAUCACUUUGCAGAGGAUGACUAUGAACAGGAUGCAGCCGAGUAUUUACUACGAGCAGUGCGUGCCUCCAGUCUCUUCCCCAUCCUCAGUGUGGGUUUGUUGUUCAUAGGUGGCGUGUGUGUCGCCGCCAGCGAGUUCUACAAGUCCAGACAUAAUGUAAUUCUCAGUGCGGGUAUCCUCUUCGUCUCUGCAGGUCUGAGCAACAUCAUCGGCAUCAUCGUGUACAUAUCAGCCAACUCGGGGGACCCCAGCCAGAGCGACCACAAGAAGAGCUACUCGUACGGCUGGUCCUUCUACUUCGGCGCGCUCUCCUUCGUGCUGGCGGAGAUGGUGGGCGUGCUGGCCGUGCACGUGUUCAUCGAGAAGCACCGGCAGCUGCGCACGCGCGGGCGGCCCUCCCUCAUGAAGCCGCCGUUCGCACACAGCUCCUCCUACUACCGCAACCGCUACUACCAGAACCGCAGCCGGCGCUACAGCACCAGGAGCGUCCACAGCGCGGGCGAGCCGGCCGCCGCCAGGCCCUCCUUCCACGGCGGCUCGCUGCGGGACGGAGAGACGCCCUUCUCCGGCCAGGAGUCCAAGGGCAACGGGGGCUCGCCCGGCUCGCAGACGACGACGCCGCCGGAACCCGAGUUCACGCUGUACACCCUGGCCACGCCGCCGCCCCCACUGAACGAUGUGAAAAUCAACAUGGCCGCCGACGUCGACGACGCAAACCACUCGGAGACGAACCACAUUGACACUGAGAUGUUGCCGGGCAACUGUGCUGUGAACAGGAGGACCACGCCGGUCUGAGAGGAGGUGCGGAGGGGGAAGUGAGGAGCACUUUGCAACAGGGGGAGAUUUGAGAGGUGACUCGGUGGAAAGCAGAGGAGAUAUAUUAAGAGGACGUCUGGGAAGACUACCCGUCUAUGAUUAUGAUUUGCGUCUAUGAUUUGCGUGUGUGUGUGCGCGCGCGAGUGCGUGUGUUUGCGUGUGUGCGCGGGUGCGUGUGUUUGUGUGUCUUGAGUCUUAUGUUUCCCAUCGUGGAGAAUUGUGCAAUUUGAUCUUCCUUACAUCACCUGCAUGAAUAUUGAAAAGUGUUUAAAAUGGUUAUGUGAAAAAAUAGCUUUGCUUUAAUUGCAUUUUUUUUUAAAUAUCAGUUAAUUAUUAAUACUAUAUUUAAAUGGAGUAAAAAUUCAACACACAUCAACACUCUUUUCUAGACUAGCAGAGAUAUAAUUGUUGAUGAUGAUUAUCAUCGUUAUAUUCAUAAUUCAUUAUAGACAUACAAAUACAUGUGCUUUAAAUUGGGCGUGUUAUUAUCCUUUUUGAUGGCUUUAACUGCAAAUAGAAGAUUCAUUAAAAUGUAAUAUUUCUUAGUCUCUAUUUCUCUCUUUCUUUUUGUGUUACCAUGAACAUUGUAUACUUAUGUGGACUUGUAAAUAAUUAGUCUUCGAUAAGAAGUACAGCAUAUUACCACGUAUUUCAAAUGGACAACGACUUUCUAGGCUUAUCACUAUCUAUCUAAAAUUACUGGCAGCGGUGGGAUUUGAACCCACGCCUCCGAAGAGACUGGAGCCUUAAUCCAGCGCCUUAGAC